This is a messenger RNA of Paracoccidioides brasiliensis Pb18, 1140 nucleotides long. RefSeq lists its product as uncharacterized. The transcript has 2 exons. Gene Ontology annotation, molecular function: nucleotide binding. The record is from RefSeq and is a predicted model, not a curated record. Bases 1 to 1140 code for a protein of 379 amino acids.
AUGGAUCUGCUCAUCGACUCCUCCCUCCGCAACGCCCUAGAUAUCUCCCACAAAAUAACAGCAGUCGCCUCCUCUGCCUCGCGCGAAAGUGCAGAGAAAUUCAUAGCAGACCUCUCUAUCCCCCAGCCAUGCGCAGCAUACGGUUCCUAUGAGGAUCUCGUCAAUGAUGCCAAUGUGGACAUCGUCUACAUAGCCUCACCACACUCUCAUCAUUUCCAGAACACGAUGCUCUCGCUGGAAGCGGGGAAGCAUGUGCUGGUUGAGAAGCCGAUAACUGUCAAUGCCGCGCAGGCGAGGAUCCUCGUUGAGACGGCGAGGAGCAAGCAAUUGUUUCUUAUGGAGGCGGUGUGGACGAGGUAUUUCCCGCUUUCGGUGCAGAUUCGGGAAUUGAUUGGGAAGGGGGAGAUUGGGGAGGUGCUGCGUGUGACGGCGGAUACGAGUGAUGGCGGUAGGGAUCCGGAGGGGCAGUGGGGGACGACGCACCGGAUGGUUAACAUGGAUUUGGCGGGCGGGGUGUUGUUGGAUGUGGGCAUCUAUUCCUUAACCUGGAUAUUCCAGACGCUCUACCAUACCCUACCCCCGUCCAAACGCAAACCCCCUUCUUCCAUCCAGUCCCAAAUGAUCCACUACCAGCCCACAGGCGCUGACGAGUCCACCACAAUCCUUCUCGAAUUCCCUUCCUCAACGCCCGCAGGGACUCACAAAGCUCAAGCUGUCGCCAUGACCAACUUCCGCAUAUCCUCCAACCCAGAUGGAGACUGGGCUGCGGGUCCCUCCGUGCGCAUUCAGGGCACGAGCGGGGAGAUACAAGUUUUCGGGUUCCCGUUUCACCCGGACAGUUUCAAGGUAUUACCACGCAAGUUUCCAGGUGAGUGUGAUGGUGGUGGGGAGGGCGUGGGGAUUAGAGAGGUUGUAGGUUCGUUUCCGGGGAAUGGGAAGGGGAUGUAUUGGGAGGCUGAUGAGGUGGCACGGUGUGUGAGGGAUGGGAAGCUGGAGAGUGAGACGAUGCCGUUGGAGGAGAGUUUGGUUAUUAUGGAUGUUAUGGAUGAGGCGAGGAGACAGGGGGGUUUGAGGUAUCCGGAGAAAAUUGAGUCGACUGUGUAUCCGUUGAAGCUUCCGCAGAAGAAGCGAGAUUCUUAA